AUGCUGCCGGCGCGGCUGGCCCGGGGGCUGCUGCCCGCUCUCCUGCGGGGGUCGGCCCUCCGGGUCGCGCGCCGCGGCCUCCGGGAGCCGCUCCCGGGGGAGAGCAGCGCGGCCGCCUCCGCCUCCGCCUCCGCCUCCUCGGCGCAGCCGGCGGGCCCGGGACGGCCGCUUCCUCGUGAUCCCACGGAGGCGGGCGGGCCGGAGCGGCCGCGGGUCGGGCAGGAGGAGCAGUCCCACCCGGGGGACCGGCCGCGGGCGGUGGUCAGGGACGUGCGGCUGAUCAGCGCCAAGACCGGCUACGGCGUGGAGGAGCUGAUCUCCGCCCUGCAGCGCUCCUGGCGCUACCGCGGGGACGUCUACCUGGUGGGCGCCACCAACGCCGGCAAGUCCACUCUGUUUAACACGCUCCUGAAGUCCGACUACUGCACCGCCAAGGGCGCCGAGGCCAUCGACAGGGCCACCGUCUCCGCUUGGCCAGGUACUACAUUAAACCUUCUGAAGUUUCCGAUUUGUAACCCAACUCCUUACAGAAUGUUUGCAAGGCAAAAAAGGCUUAAGAAAGAUGCCACUGAAGCUGAAGAAGAUCUUAGUGAGCAAGAACAAAAGCAACUUAAUGUCUUGAAAAAGCAGGCUUAUGUAGUAGGAAGAGUUGGAAGAACAUUCUUCUAUUCACAACAGAGGGAUGAAGCUGCCUUUGAGUUUGAUGCUGAUUCACUUGCCUUUGACAUGGAAAACGAAGCUGUCAGGGUUGCACACAAACCUACCAAACAAGUAGAGCUGACUGCAGCAGAUGUGAAAGAUGCCCACUGGCUUUAUGACACCCCUGGAAUUACAAAAGAAAAUUGUAUUUUAAAUCUUCUAACAGAAAAAGAAGUAAAUAUUGUUUUGCCAACACAUUCCAUUGUUCCAAGAACUUAUGUGCUUAAACCAGGAAUGGUUCUGUUUUUGGGUGCAAUAGGCCGCAUAGACUUCCUGCAGGGAAAUCAGUCAGCAUGGUUUACGGUCGUGGCCUCUAACUUUCUCCCCGUGCACAUCACUUCAUUGGACAAGGCCGACGCUGUGUAUGAGAAGCAUGCAGGGCACCUUUUACUCCAGGUUCCAAUGGGUGGAAAAGAACGAAUGGCAGAAUUUCCUCCUCUUAUUGCUGAAGAUAUUACGUUAAAAGAAGGACAUGGGGAGUCUGAAGCAGUGGCUGACAUCAAGUUUUCCUCUGCAGGUUGGGUUGCAGUAACGCCUCACGCUAAGGACAGAUUGCAUCUCCGAGGCUACACUCCUCAAGGAACGCUUCUGACGGUCCGUCCCCCUCUCUUGCCACACAUCGUUAACAUCAAAGGAGAGCGCAUCAGGAGCAGUGUGGCCUAUAAAACUAAGAAGCCUCCUUCCUGUGUGUACAAUCUGCAGAAGAAGGGAUAGAUGUAGGAGGCUGACCGUGUUCACACCAGAUAAAAGAUAUAUUGAAUUGAGAGCAUACAUUAAAAUUGUGUUAAAUGUAGCUAUAAUAAAGUCCCCCACUCCCACCCUUUUAAAA
Messenger RNA from Carlito syrichta (Philippine tarsier), 1528 nucleotides. It is a transcript of the gene NOA1, whose product is annotated as nitric oxide associated 1. NCBI's taxonomy places the organism in Eukaryota, Metazoa, Chordata, Mammalia, Primates, Tarsiidae. The coding region runs from base 1 to 1413 and encodes 470 amino acids. The transcript has 8 exons. The record is from RefSeq and is a predicted model, not a curated record. Gene Ontology annotation, molecular function: GTP binding.